AUGGUGGCUCAGGUGCUAAUAGGAUGGAGCAAGCCAGGGGAUUUGCUUGAGGCACCAUCGAUUGUUGAAUAUGCUUUGACAGUGUCGCUAUUGACGAAGAUAGGUAUAAAAAUGGUAGCAAUGCCCAUGAUGCAAGUUUCUAGGAAACUACUUGAUGAGUAUCAGGAGCUGGAACUUUCCACGGUAAGCGAUAUAAACGAGCUUGAAUUCGACAAUCAUGCGGAUCACAACGAAUCCCUUCUACCUUUCAGAGAAGGGUGUUUUGAUUCCCAAAACACAAUCCGAAGAAGAUGGUAUGCGAAUAUCAAUAUGAAACCAGGAUACGAGUAA
Molecule: messenger RNA, 330 nt
Organism: Sclerotinia sclerotiorum 1980 UF-70
Lineage: Eukaryota; Fungi; Ascomycota; Leotiomycetes; Helotiales; Sclerotiniaceae
Exons: 3
Coding region: 1-330 (109 amino acids)
Source: RefSeq, a predicted model, not a curated record